Messenger RNA from Penicillium samsonianum, 297 nucleotides. RefSeq lists its product as uncharacterized. The record is from RefSeq and is a predicted model, not a curated record. The transcript has a single exon. The coding region runs from base 1 to 297 and encodes 98 amino acids. NCBI's taxonomy places the organism in Eukaryota, Fungi, Ascomycota, Eurotiomycetes, Eurotiales, Aspergillaceae.
AUGCCACCAGCCGUUAUUCCUGCGCUGCCAUUGUCCCGCAUCUGCCCCGGUCCCGAGUCUCUCCCACCCACUGUACCCAUGGAUCUGCUCACGGUCUCCGGAGUGUUCUACCGCCACAACCAUUACAUAACCCGGGGAGACGAAGCGUGUCUUGAGUCGUCGGAGAAACGAAUAGCGGAAAUCCGCAUAGUGCUCGUGGCGUCCCGGACACAUCCAGGUAAAGAGUUCAUCCUCCAGCAUGGCCUGUGCGACGACAUUGGCAAUAUCAGGCAGAUCCUGGGCCCGCGCGGGGCGUAG